GCGACAUUUCACAGCUUUCGGAACACAGUAAGACCUGAACGCCAUCCAAACGCCCAAACCCUCCGGGACGCCCUCUGGAUAAAACCGUGUGCCUGGAUUGACGCAAGAUGCUCUUUUUGCUUAGACGACACUCGUAAAAUCGUCCUUGCGCGCUUCCGUUUGGCCACACUUCCACUUACAAUCCGGGCUCGAAUAUAGCAACAAAUAGGGCCCCCCCGCCCAUGACGGAGUGAAUAUGACAUCCCUCAAGCAGUUCAUCCGCAAUGUGCGCGCAGCCAAGACGAUAGCGGACGAGCGGGCGGUCGUGCAAAAGGAGAGCGCGGCCAUACGAGCCAGCUUCAGGGAAGAGAGCCAUGACUCCAACGUUCGACGAAACAAUGUUGCAAAGCUCCUGUAUCUUUUCACCUUGGGAGAGCGCACCCACUUUGGCCAGAUCGAAUGUCUGAAGCUCCUCGCCUCGCCGCGCUUCGCAGACAAGCGGCUGGGCUACCUAGGCACCAUGUUGCUGCUCGAUGAAAACCAGGAGGUGCUCACUCUAGUCACCAACUCGCUCAAAAACGACCUCAACCACUCGAACCAAUACAUUGUGGGACUGGCACUCGUAACGCUAGGCAACAUUGCCUCCGUCGAAAUGUCGCGAGACCUCUUUCCCGAAGUCGAACAGAUCAUAUCCUCUUCAAACCCGUAUAUCCGACGCAAGGCGGCACUAUGUGCCAUGCGCAUAUGCCGCAAGGUUCCGGAUCUGCAAGAGCAUUUCUUGGAAAAGGCCAAGAUGCUGCUGAGCGAUCGCAACCAUGGCGUGUUGCUAUGUGGCGUUACGUUGGUCAUCAGCUUGUGCGAAGCGGAUGAAGCAGAGGGUGGAGAAGAAGGCGUGGUUGACAUGUUUAAGCCACUUGUGCCUUCUUUAGUCAAGGUUCUGAAGCAGCUGGCGAGCUCGGGAUAUGCUCCUGAACACGAUGUAACAGGAAUCACGGACCCUUUCUUGCAAGUCAAGAUUCUGCGGUUGUUGCGUGUGCUAGGCCGCAACGACACCGAGGUUAGCGAACAGAUCAAUGAUAUUCUCGCCCAGGUCGCCACCAACACAGACUCGUCCAAGAAUGUGGGCAACAGCAUCCUGUACGAAGCCGUACUCACAAUUCUUGACAUCGAAGCAGAUUCCGGCCUUCGUGUGCUUGGUGUUAACAUCCUCGGCAAGUUCCUGUCGAACAAAGACAACAACAUCCGGUAUGUUGCACUCAACACACUGAUCAAAGUCGUAGCGGUCGAACCUCAGGCCGUGCAGAGACAUAGAAACACCAUUUUGGACUGUUUGCGGGACCCGGACAUUAGUAUUAGGAGAAGAGCUUUGGAUUUAAGUUUUACUUUGAUCAACGAGAGCAAUGUGCGAGUCUUGAUACGCGAACUCUUGUCAUUCUUGGAGGUUGCGGACAACGAGUUCAAGCCUGUCAUGACAACACAGAUUGGCAUUGCGGCAGAUCGGUACGCACCUAACAAGAGGUGGCAUAUUGACACCAUGCUGCGCGUCCUUAAGCUGGCCGGUGCAUACGUCAAGGAACAGAUCCUCUCCUCUUUUAUUCGUCUCAUCGCCACAACUCCCGAGCUACAGACUUACGCGGCACAGAAGUUGUAUGCAGCGCUGAAAGAAGACAUCACCCAAGAAGGCCUCACUCUGGCUGGAGCAUGGGUCAUAGGCGAGUACGGCGACGCAUUGCUCCGAGGUGGCAGUUAUGAAGAGGAAGAGCUAGUCAAGGAAGUCAAAGAAGCUGAUAUUGUGGAUUUAUUCACCACCAUACUCCAAAGCGGUUACUCGGGACAGGUCGUCACCCAAUACAUUGUCACUGCCGCGAUGAAACUGAGCACCCGUCUUUCGGAACCAGCUCAAAUCGAGAAAUUGAGACGCUUGCUGAUGACGUACCAGACGAAUCUGGAUGUGGAAAUCCAACAGCGCGCUGUUGAGUACAGCAACCUUUUCAGCUACGAUCAGGUUAGACGGGGCGUUCUUGAAAAAAUGCCUCCUCCAGAGAUUAGGGAAGAGCAACGGGUGUUGGGCGAGGCGACGCCAGCCAAAAAGAAGGGACCUUCAAAGAAGAAACCCAGCCAGGUUACCGAGCAGGAUAUUCUGCUUGAUCUGAUGGGAGACUCGAGCGAGCCACCGGCGGGGCUGAAUGGUGCUCAGAACAAUGCAGAUCUGCUCGCAGAUAUCCUAGGCGGUGCAUCGUCACCUCUUCCACAAACGAGCUCGCCUCCGGUACAGCAAUCCAAUGUGGCCAACAUUAUGGACUUAUUUAACACGUCCACACCAUCCGCCACAGCCAGUCCCGCACCCACGCAAGACCUUUUUGGCGGCAGCAUGAAUGGCAUGGCUUCGCCCCUUUCGGCGCAAUCGAUAUCUUCUCCGGCCCCUCAACAAGGACUUCCGGGGCAAGAAGCCUACAACAAGAACGGUCUCCAAAUCAGCUUCCAAACUCGGAGAGAUGCAGGUACAGUCCAGGUGAUGGCACGGUUUAUGAACUCCGGGUCCACACAUGUAGGCGCUUUGACUUUACAGGCAGCCGUGCCAAAGAGUCAGAAGUUGCAACUUCAGGCAAUCAGCUCGAGCGAACUGGGACCAGGCGCAACGGCAACCCAGCAGAUGAGGGUCUCAAGUGUCAAUGGGCCCCCACCCGCCAAAUUGCGAUUGCGAUUGCGGUUAAGUUACUCGAACGGUGGAGGUCCAACGAUUCAGGAGCAAUUCGAUUGGUCAGAGCAAGCGUGAGACAGACACAUGUUACAUAUGCACACGUAAAAUAUACAGGCCGCGAUGGUAGAUUUUGGUCACACCAACCUCCACUCUGCUCGAAUCUAGCACAUUUCCGCACGUGGGCACGAGCAAAUGGCGACGACUCGGACAGGAAAGAGAGACGAGGAUUUUUGAACGGGCAACCGCGUAGCAUUUCGCCGCGUUCAUUUUUCACUUGCAAAAGCAAACGAUGUCUGACAUGAAAGCCGCGAACCAAAGAGCAUAGCGAGAGUUACAACGGAGCAUGUGACAUUUCCACGUAAAAGCUUCUCAAGACUGUUUUUCCCUUGUUA
Molecule: messenger RNA, 3072 nt
Organism: Verruconis gallopava
Lineage: Eukaryota; Fungi; Ascomycota; Dothideomycetes; Venturiales; Sympoventuriaceae
Exons: 5
Coding region: 236-2755 (839 amino acids)
Biological process (GO): receptor-mediated endocytosis; intracellular protein transport; Golgi to vacuole transport
Cellular component (GO): AP-1 adaptor complex; Golgi apparatus; membrane coat
Molecular function (GO): clathrin-cargo adaptor activity
Source: RefSeq, a predicted model, not a curated record